AUGCUCCAAAAGGUCUUUGGAGUCUUGCGGAUCCUCAGGGACGAAUUCAGCAAGCAGCAGGAAGCGACACGGAGCAUGAUCGGCGACCAGCAAAAGACGAUUCGAGAGUUGGAACAGAAGCUCGACGAAUACAAGCAAGAGAUACAGGAAACAAAAGCCCAGAUGGCGGAAGAGUUGAGGCAGGUCCGAGGGCAGCUCGACAGCAUCCUAAAGUGUAAAGCUAACAUUAAUCAGUGUGGAUAUUUACUCAAGAACGAGAUAUGGGGCUUCGUUUAUAAACGAGAGUUAUUCACGGCUUCUUUGGCAAACUGCCUUGAGACGCACCGACGCAAGACCGCACAUGACGACCCAGAAGAUGGGGUUUACGACUCGCGAAACGGGUCGCCCGCCUCGAACAACCAGUAUACAAUCGCCUGGAUCUGCGCGCUGCCCAUAGAGAUGACCGCAGCUCGCGCCAUGCUAGAUGACAUCCACGAAGACCUGCCCAGACACACAAACGACACGAAUACCUACACGCUCGGCGGCAUACAGGGCCACAACAUCGUCAUUGCGUGUUUGCCGAUAGGCCAGUACGGAACGAACAACGCGGCGAGCGUGCUGACCCACCUCAUCCGUACCUUCCCAUCGAUCCGCCUUGGUUUGAUGGUGGGAAUCGGAGGCGGAGUGCCGGGCAAGGUCGACAUGCGUUUGGGCGACGUCGUUGUCGGGACGAGGGUGGUGCAGUACGACCUAGGGAAGACUAUCGGAGACGGACAGAUCCAACGCACUGCGAUCCCGAAGAGCCCGCAUCACCUGCUUGGCACGGCCGUGUCGUCCCUACAAGCAAGGCAUGAACGAGACAGCAGCCGAAUCCUACUCAUAUUAGAGGAAAAGUUCGACGAAGACUCCCCGUACCGCCGCCCGACUACAGCGGACCGCCUCUUCUCCUCGACGUAUGAGCAUACCUCGCCAUCACCUAGUUGCGAUGGAUGCGACCGUUCGAAGCUGGUACCACGAAACAGGCGGAGCACGGAUAACCCGGUGAUUCACUAUGGAACGAUCGCUUCAGGGAACCAAGUCAUGAGGAACGGCAUCCAACGAGACAACAUCGCUCGACAGCUGGACGCCAUCUGUUUUGAGAUGGAGGCUGCCGGUCUGAUGGAUAUCCUCCCUUGCCUACCGAUUCGGGGAAUCUGCGACUACUCGGACUCUCACAAGAACAAGGAAUGGCAGAGAUAUGCCGCGGCUGCCGCCGCUGCAUACACAAGGGAACUAGUGGCGGUGCUACCCGUCGUCGACGUGCCCAACCCUUAUAAACUAAGUUCAGUGCAAGAUGAUGGGGACAAGCAAUGCAUGAAAGACUUGCGCGAGACUGACCCUCGCGACGACAAGACACGCAUCCAAGAUACAAAGGGCGGCCUGCUCAGGGACUCUUACCGCUGGAUCCUCGAUAACGACGACUUCCAGCAAUGGCGUGACAAUCCGCAGAGCCAGUUGCUCUGGAUCAAAGGUGACCCCGGUAAGGGCAAGACGAUGCUGCUAUGUGGUAUCAUCGACGAGCUGGAGAAGGAACCCGGCAAUCGCCUGUCUUAUUUCUUCUGUCAGGCCACCGAGGCACGACUGAGUAAUGCGACGGCCGUGCUGCGCGGUCUGAUCUACCUUCUAGUCGUCCAACAGCCGUCGCUCAUCUCGCAUAUUCGGGAGAAACACGACCAUGCGGGCAAGCAGCUUUUCGAGGACGGGAAUGCCUGGGAAGCCUUAUCCAAGAUCCUCGCAGCCAUGCUUAAUGACCCGAUUUCAGACGGUGCUAUCCUGAUUGUUGAUGCUCUCGAUGAGUGCAAGACAAGCCGCGACCAACUCCUCGAUUUCAUCAUUAAACCGUCUCGAGCCAAAUGGAUCAUAUCUAGCCGCAAUUGGCUGGAUAUUGAGGAGAAACUCGGCCAUGCAAAGCAGAAGGUCAGGCUUCAGCUCGAGCUGAACCAAGACUCCAUCUCCAAGGCUGUCGACACAUACAUUGGAUACAAGGUGGAGAAACUGGCGGACCUCAAAAACUACGACAAGGAAACAAGGGACGCUGUUCAACGCCAUUUGGUUGGCAACGCCGAUGGCACCUUUCUCUGGGUAGCCUUGGUUUGUCAAGAACUGGCAGAUUCCAAGGUCCGAAAACGACAUACGCUGGACACAUUGAAGUCAUUCCCUCCAGGUCUUGAUCCUCUUUAUAAGCGAAUGGUGGAACAUAUCAGCGAUUCGAAAGAUGCAGAUCGUUGCAAGGAUACCCUCGCUCUUGCUUCGGUCGUAUACCGACCCAUCAACUUGGACGAGUUGAAGGCUCUUGCUGAGUCGCUCGACGAUCUUGACCAGGAUGAGUUGGAAGAAAUCAUCAGCUCCUGUGGUUCUUUUCUGACUCUUCGAAAAGGCGUCAUCUACUUUGUGCAUCAAUCAGCCAAAGAUUUCCUGCUCAAGAACGCGUCAAAACAAAUCCUACCUUCUGGCAUUGCGCACCAGCACUAUGCCCUCUUCUCGAGGUCGCUAGGGGUCCUGUCGGAAACUCUUCGACGAAACAUCUACAGUCUCAACACGCCAGGAUUCUCCAUUGAUCAGGUCUCACCGACUAAUCCCGACCCAUUAUCCCCAAUUCGAUAUUCAUGCGUCUACUGGGUUGACCAUCUUCACGACUCAGAUGUCGCAGAAGUCAACGACAUUCUACGGGAUAACGGCAACGUCCAUGUAUUCAUCCAGAAGAAGUACUUGUAUUGGCUGGAAUGUCUUGGUCUGCUACGAAGCAUAUCGGAGGGAACCAAGGCGGUACACAAGCUCGAGGCUUUAGUGAAAAUCGCGGGAGCGCAGAAACUGACAGAACUACUUCGAGAUGCGCGCCGAUUCAUUCUUUCUCAUGCUCGCGCCAUCGAGAUUGCUCCAUUGCAGGCUUAUGCGUCCGCACUCGUGUUCAGUCCUGAACACAGUCUCACCAGAGAGCUCUUUAAGAAGGAGGAGCCGGAUUGGAUGGUAUUGAAGCCAAGAAUGGAGGCAGAUUGGAACGCUUACGAGAAGACGCUUGAGGGCCAUGGCGAUUUGGUGAGCUCGGUGGUGUUCUCGGCAGAUGGCCAGCGUCUUGCAUCUGGCUCAGGUGAUAACACAGUCAAGAUCUGGGACGCGGCCACGGGCGCAUGCGAGCAGACUCUCGAGGGCCAUGGCAAUUGGGUGAAUUCGGUGGUGUUCUCGGCAGAUGGCCAGCGUCUUGCAUCUGGCUCAGGUGAUAACACAGUCAAGAUCUGGGACGCGGCCACGGGCGCAUGCGAGCAGACGCUCGAGGGCCAUGGCGAUACGGUGAAUUCGGUGGUGUUCUCGGCAGAUGGCCAGCGUCUUGCAUCUGGCUCACGUGAUGGGACAGUCAAGAUCUGGGACGCGGCCACGGGCGCAUGCAAGCAGACGCUUGAGGGCCAUGGCGGUUGGGUGACGUCGGUGGUGUUCUCGGCAGAUGGCCAGCGUCUUGCAUCUGGCUCAGGUGAUAACACAGUCAAGAUCUGGGACGCGGCCACGGGCGCAUGCGAGCAGACGCUCGAGGGCCAUGGCCAUUGGGUGACGUCGGUGGUGUUCUCGGCAGAUGGCCAGCGUAUUGCAUCUGGCUCAGAUGAUACGACAGUCAAGAUCUGGGACGCGGCCACGGGCGCAUGCAAGCAGACGCUUGAGGGCCAUGGCGAUACGGUGAAUUCGGUGGUGUUCUCGGCAGAUGGCCAGCGUAUUGCAUCUGGCUCAGAUGAUGGGACAGUCAAGAUCUGGGACGCGGCCACGGGCGCAUGCAAGCAGACGCUUGAGGGCCAUGGCGGUUGGGUGAAUUCGGUGGUGUUCUCGGCAGAUGGCCAGCGUAUUGCAUCUGGCUCAAUUGAUGGGACAGUCAAGAUCUGGGACGCGGCCACGGGCGCAUGCGAGCAGACGCUCGAGGGCCAUGGCGAUACGGUGAAUUCGGUGGUGUUCUCGGCAGAUGGCCAGCGUAUUGCAUCUGGCUCAGAUGAUGGGACAGUCAAGAUCUGGGACACAGCCACGGGCGCAUGCAAGCAGACGCUUGAGGGCCAUGGCGAUACGGUGAAUUCGGUGGUGUUCUCGGCAGAUGGCCAGCGUAUUGCAUCUGGCUCAGGUGAUAACACAGUCAAGAUCUGGGACGCGGCCACAGGCGCAUGCGAGCAGACGCUUGACGUCGUGGGAACAUUAUAUCACCUUUCAUUUGAUCCAACGUCAAAUGCCCUCCUCUCUACCGAUAUUGGACUUCUAAAUCUGGAUCACCCAGCUCUGCCGCCUGCCGUAAAUGAUUGGUCGACUGAAAUAACAUUACCGCGUGUUCGCCAUUCUGGAUGGGGUAUAAGCACGGAUGGCGAAUGGAUUGUUGAAGAUGGAAAGAAGAUGCUUUGGCUACCUCCGGACUAUCAACGGGGCAUGUCCGCUAUUGUUAGAUCAACGGUCGCUAUCGGCUAUCGUUCAGGUCGUGUGUUGGUGAUGAGAUUGUUUUAG
Fusarium poae is the source of this 4485-nucleotide messenger RNA. RefSeq lists its product as uncharacterized. Gene Ontology annotation, cellular component: nucleus; transcription repressor complex. Gene Ontology annotation, molecular function: protein binding; catalytic activity. The coding region runs from base 1 to 4485 and encodes 1494 amino acids. Lineage: Eukaryota; Fungi; Ascomycota; Sordariomycetes; Hypocreales; Nectriaceae. The transcript is spliced from 6 exons. The record is from RefSeq and is a predicted model, not a curated record. Gene Ontology annotation, biological process: negative regulation of transcription by RNA polymerase II; nucleoside metabolic process.